Molecule: messenger RNA, 3823 nt
Organism: Anarrhichthys ocellatus (wolf-eel)
Lineage: Eukaryota; Metazoa; Chordata; Actinopteri; Perciformes; Anarhichadidae
Product: neuronal acetylcholine receptor subunit beta-2-like
Exons: 6
Coding region: 513-1997 (494 amino acids)
Biological process (GO): monoatomic ion transmembrane transport
Cellular component (GO): postsynaptic membrane
Molecular function (GO): transmembrane signaling receptor activity; acetylcholine-gated monoatomic cation-selective channel activity
Source: RefSeq, a predicted model, not a curated record
CUGACGCCCGACGGGGAGUGCGCUGGGCGGGCAUGGGCGAUAUGAGCACCGGGGCGCUUAAAUCUUUUAUCUGAAGAAUGGCCGCUUCGGUGAUAACAGGAUUGGCGUAUCCCCACUAGCUCCUGGCCCAUAUUCCCGAAGAAAACGUUAUUUGCAUCGCUCAAGAAGAAUUAAGGGGGGCUCUGUUCUCUACAGCCGGUUUCCGCUGCGCGCAAUCACAGCUCCAGGACCAGCGGUGGAGUCGGUGCGCUCUGGCAGAAAGCAUCCAGCCACCCUCUCUGUGGGCUCAGACAGCAGUCAGUGCUGCUCUCAAUGCCUCCAAGCAUCAGCUAUCGGCCGUCAUUAGCGAAAUCCCUCGCAAUGAAACCGCUAUAAUCCAGCCUGCCUUUUCUUUUUAGUUUCACUCUUUACUUAUUUCACAUCGGGAGUAGAAAAAGAAGAAAACCCACGCGAGAAACGCUCUCCAUCUGUAAGUUUUCGUGUGUGUGUGUCGCACUGGAGGGGAGGAAGCGAUGGCAGCCCCGGUGAAAGCAGCGUUGGCUCUCCUGGUUCUCACCGUGGCAACUGCCUUGUGUGCGGAGGUUGAGGAGCGACUGGUGGGUCACCUGUUGUCACCAGACCGCUACAACAAGCUGAUCAGACCAGCUGUUAACAACAGCCAGCAGGUCACCAUUUACAUCCAGGUGUCUCUGGCCCAGCUGAUUAACGUGAAUGAGAGGGAGCAGAUCAUGACCACCAACUGCUGGCUCAGUCAGGUAUGGCAUGACUACAGAUUAAUGUGGGACCCUGAAGCGUACGAGGGAAUCAAGAAAAUCCGUCUCCCGUCACAACACAUCUGGCUGCCGGACAUCGUCCUCUACAACAAUGCUGAUGGGACAUAUGAAGUCUCCUUCUACUCCAAUGCCGUGGUCUCCAACAAUGGCGAGGUGGCCUGGCUCCCACCGGCUAUCUACAAGUCGGCCUGUAAAAUCGAAGUCCGUGAUUUCCCUUUUGACCAGCAGAACUGUACCCUCAAGUUUCGCUCCUGGACCUAUGACCACACUGAGAUUGAUCUCAUCCUCCUCAGUGAUUUCGCCUCACGCGACGACUUCAAACCCAGCGGUGAGUGGGAUAUUGUUUCACUGCCUGGACGCAAGAACGAAGAUCCUAAUGACAUCAGGUACCUGGAUAUCACCUAUGACUUUAUUAUCAAGAGAAAACCUCUCUUCUACACCAUCAACCUGAUCAUUCCCUGCAUCCUGAUAACGUCGCUGGCUAUUCUGGUGUUCUACCUCCCAUCAGACUGUGGUGAGAAGAUGACUCUUUGUAUCUCUGUCCUCUUGGCCCUGACUGUGUUUUUACUCCUUAUCUCAAAGAUUGUGCCACCCACUUCUUUAGCAGUGCCUCUAAUAGGAAAGUACCUGAUGUUUUCAAUGGUGCUGGUCACCUUCUCCAUCGUCACCAGCGUUUGCGUGCUCAACGUCCACCAUCGGUCCCCAAGUACGCACACCAUGCCUCCUUGGGUCAAGCGCAUCUUCCUGUACCGGCUCCCCUCUUACCUCUUCAUGCGGAGACCCGGUAGCUCAAACAUCCGCGAGAAGUUCCGCAAAAAACACCAGCAGCGAUCAUACUCUGACCAAAGGCUGUGUGGAGCGGACGGAGGAACAGGAAGUCCUGCAGGAAUGGCAGAUUGCUCUUCAUCCUUCUUUGUGAAUGAGGAGUCGGCCAAACGUUACGGAUGGAAGAUCAGCGACUUGUCAGAGAACACAGAGUUCAGGAAGAGGAUGACGCUCAAAUGCAACAUUGACACAGAGGAUGCGGUGGAUGGCGUGCGCUACAUCGCUGAGAAGAUGAAGAGCGAGGAUAAUGAUGAAGGGAUCAUUGAAGACUGGAAGUACGUGGCCAUGGUGAUCGACCGUCUCUUCCUGUGGAUCUUUGUGUUUGUGUGUGUCGUCGGGACGCUGGGCCUCUUCAUGCAGCCUCUGUUCCAGAGUUACAACACCCCCAUUAUUGAUUAGAUGGACUGCAAAGAAAAGCUGAAACGUCCUCAUGAACUUUGAUUGCCCCCUAGGAACAGAGCUCUGAUUUUAACAUAUGUACUCACAUGUCCGCCUGGCACCGCACGAUCACUUGGAAAUCUAUAAUGAUGCCCUUCCUUACUUCAACCUGUUGUCCCCUUCCUCCUCUACGUGUCCUGCCAUCCUCUGCUCCACUCAUUUGUCACCAACUGGGAUCUAAUUAUUUUAGUUAAUUAAUGGAUAACUCUGGUUUAUAAAAACUUGGGUCACAUUUUCACAGUGUGGCCAUCAUUCAGUGGACAGUGAUGGUGGAGAUCAUACUGUUACUGGAGCUCUGGGAACACUGAGGCUACACAGUUAUCACUUGGUUACCAGCACACCCCUAAAACCUUGGGAUAGACAAACUAAUUUGGAUGACAAAACUAAGACAAACAGUACAUUUACAACCUAAAACGUCUGUUGUAACAUAAAUCACAGUUUACAGAUCGAUUUUACGGCUGCACAUUUACCUAACUUACCCAGUUGUACGUGCACACUGCAAACACUUUUGAUGUGUUCAAUAAUAUAAUAAUCAAAAGAAGCUUUAGACAAAGCUAUGAAAACAAGACCCAAUUUAUAAUAAACCUGAAUUAUCUUUCAAUUCAAAACAUGAAGUUAAACCACCAUUCAGCCAUGAUGCUCUUUCUUUGAGAUUAAUAUAAAUCCACAGUCUCCAAUUAUUGAAAUGUAGCUGUAUUACCUUAAACCGUGUUGACCCCUACUACUGUUCACAAAGGUUUUUCUUGCCAACAGCAUCUCAGGACUUUUUCUGUUUUGAACAGACUUGGUUUUGCUCUUAUUUCUCUGUGUCUAAAUCAAAUUCUAAUGUCGCAAACAUGACGUUAUUGGGGAUAUUUUGUUGACUUCAAAAAGCCCAUGAUCCCAAAGAUUAACAAGGCCACAGAAACUCACAAGAAGACUCAUUUUGGAGAUACCGGCCUCACGUCGCCAAUGCAUCCCCUGCAGAGGAGAAGAUGAAUCCCUUCUGUGUACAUAUUUGGAAGAGGAUCAUCUCACUGUGUCUUUUUGCCAACAGCACACAUACUGUUUAAAUUUCUAAUGUUUGCCUUAAAAAUGAGAGCGAGUGGGGACACAGAAAACUGUUGGACUGCUCAAAUAAUAAUGGAUGAGUGUGUACGGGGGUGACCAGCCUGUUUUUAUCCUCAAACACACCUCCCUGUGUGAACUGAUAAUACUGAUAAUAAUACUGAUCAAAUGUAUGACAAGCUGCUGUUGUGAUGUUCUAAUAAAGCAGCCAUGUUUAAAAUGAAGACGGGACAUUACAAUAGAGCUAAAAAAAAAAGGCAAAAUGCUUGUCUCAUCAAAGCAGUGCUCGUCAGCAUCCAACACCAAGGAAACCAGCAGCAAUAAUAUUGUACAGUAUUUUAUACACACAGACCUGGGCAAAACUUAGCCAAACAGCCCAGCUCUUCACUUGCUUCAUCUUCCAACAUAUUGUAUGCUUGAUUAUCGCAGUCUGCUCUCAGAGACGUUACUUGAAUUUGUGUCAAAAAAUGAUUUCUAAAAGGUUGUCACCGUCAUAACACAUGUGUGUCACUGCUACCAACGCUAGCCAAGGAACAGGUGUACUGUAGGCCUACUAAUCCAGUUGUAUUGAUUUCUUUCAUCUUUGAUUUUUUUUCAGUGGAUGGAAUGAAACAUACUUUUUUUUCCUAUUUCGUCCCACUGGCCAGUCAUGUUGUUGAGUUGUGUCUGUCUAGACAAUAAUUGCUGAGAACUACAGGAAGGGACUGUGAUGGGAGCUGAUGUCUUGAUAACUGGAUCAA